Messenger RNA from Daphnia pulex (common water flea), 739 nucleotides. RefSeq lists its product as uncharacterized. Bases 189 to 650 code for a protein of 153 amino acids. Gene Ontology annotation, cellular component: extracellular region. The record is from RefSeq and is a predicted model, not a curated record. The transcript is spliced from 4 exons. NCBI's taxonomy places the organism in Eukaryota, Metazoa, Arthropoda, Branchiopoda, Diplostraca, Daphniidae. Gene Ontology annotation, molecular function: hormone activity.
GCUCCUCUAUUUCAAAUUAUCCAUAAGUCAACAGCACAUCCCGCCCGCUGCUGCAAACCGCGAUAGUAAUCGAUAUUAAAGAAGCUAGGCACUCCCGCUCUCCAGCUUCAUUUGCAUAGUCGACUGGCAUCUCUCAUCGAAUCAUCUUGGACAUUUUUUGAGUCUCAACUUUAAGGAAAACAUCGGAAAUGAUGGCGCAUUUGACAGUUAGAAGAUGUUGGAUGGCUUGUAUUAUUUUACUGGCAUUGGCCACUUUCACGCUUGCCCGUCCACCUCAGGAAAAUCAGCCAAUGACAAUCCGCUUCUGCGGACGUGAUUUGAUCAGAGCCAUAGACGAGGUCUGCGUCGCAAUCAAAAGCCCAGCAGCUUUUAUCGAUCCGGUGGCCCUCAAUCAGUCGUCGUCCUUGGCUGACUCUGAAUCAGCCGACACUCGGUUGAGAAAGUGGACGGAAUUGGAAGACGAGAAAAGCGAUUCGCUUCUGCGUCAGUGUUGCGUGAUUGGCUGCACGGACAACGACUUGACUACUUUCUGCCAGAUCGACAGGAAUCAAAUAAUGGGAGCGGCGAUGCAUCUGAGGAGUCAAGAAUGGGAUAUGGAUUGGCUCUACGAAUUUCUACCGCGACAUGGAGACGUUCCGACUAACGCCUAAUUUUUUUCCCCCAUAUUAUUUCGUUAAAUAUUUCGCCUCUAUGAUAAUUGUAGACGUACUUCUUGUAAUAAAAAUCGAUGUCUAAGUUU